Messenger RNA from Phycomyces blakesleeanus NRRL 1555(-), 1955 nucleotides. RefSeq lists its product as hypothetical. The coding region runs from base 239 to 1738 and encodes 499 amino acids. The record is from RefSeq and is a predicted model, not a curated record. The transcript is spliced from 8 exons. Gene Ontology annotation, cellular component: nucleus. Gene Ontology annotation, biological process: mRNA splicing, via spliceosome. Gene Ontology annotation, molecular function: RNA binding. Lineage: Eukaryota; Fungi; Mucoromycota; Mucoromycetes; Mucorales; Phycomycetaceae.
CAAUUCCCUUUUUUGUUUUUUCUUCUCUUGACAUUUGAGUCUUCAUUUUACCUUAUUAUUCUGUACUCGUGUGUGCUUGUACUUGUGUCCGUACUUGUGCUCUGAUUUUGUUUGCUGUUUUUUCUUUCUUUCUUUCAUAUACUUUUAAUAUAUCUAUAUAUCUAUAUAUCUAUAUCUAUAUAUAUAUAUAUAUAAAUAUAAAUAUAUAUUCUAUUUCUUUUUAAUUUGUGGUUUCUCGAUGCCUUACAAUCCUCCACGCCCACCUAUGCAUCCUGUGCCGUCCACACCAUCUGCACGGCCUGCACAGCCACCUCACCAACCUCAACAUCAUCACUUUCAGCCAAGAGAGCUCUAUGACUCGGCACCGUUCGAUUCUCGAUUCCCACCAUCGUUUAAUCACCGGCACCCACCUCACGACCAACAUCAACAACGAUUCCAACCUCACGACCAACAGCCGCGCUUUCCAUCGCCUCAGCAGCAACAUUAUCGCAGGAGAUCUCGUAGUCCCCCAAUGUCGAAUAGUCCAGGAGGAUUUAGAAGAGGAGAACGAGGAGCUCCUCAUUGGCAAUCAUCACCUUCAAAUGACCGAUAUGAACGAGAUGAACCACGAGAUAGAAUGGACCGCCGAGAUGAUCGGUUUAAUCAUCGCCACAAUAAUGACUUUGAUCAUUCCAGGCGGUUUGACGAUCGAUCAGAUAGACGGUCCCAAGAACCUUCCCCUCCCAAUAUCAAUGUCGUUCUUCGUGGUCUACCUGAUAAUGCACAAGAAAGAGAUAUUCAAAGAAAAUUAGAGUCAAUGGAAGCAAGUAUCGACGAAGUGACAUUGAUUAGAAGCCGUGAAACAGGUGAAUCACGGCAAUUUGCUUUUGUUCGGUUUACAAGUGUUGGUCAUGCAGUUCAGUUCUUUGAAAGAUACUUUCCGUAUUUCUUUAUGGGUGAGUACAGGGUCAGGAUCGAUUAUUGUCACAAGAAUGGUGUAAAGGACAAUAAACUAGAGUGGAGAUGUCAAAAGUGCAAGAAAUUUAAUGAGGACUACCGUCGUGUGUGUGUGGAAUGCAGAGCACCCUAUGAAAGCUCUACAGCCCAGACACGGUCAAAUGAGACAGAAUCGAUAGAAAUCAAUGAUGGAUCCAAAGACGUUUCGUUUACUCCUAGUAGCAUGAUCCUUAUCCGAAACCUUGACAACCUCACAACUGAAGAAACCUUGUUCCAAGCUCUUAAAGAAUUUGAAGGAUUGCAUCGUGUACUCUUGAUCCGUGACAAGUUGGCAAAAAUGUCGUGUGAAUAUGGCUUUGCCGAAUUCAAGAGUGCACAGCUGGCUGCAAAGGCCAUUGAAAGCAUGGGAGAUGAAUUCAAUGUCGAUCGUCGUACAGUAAAGAUAUCAUACGCCAACCCAGACAGUUUCUUGCCAGUUUAUGUGGCAUCUGAGUGGGCAGUGCGGGCCGAUGUUCCGGAUGGACUAUGGGCGUAUGGAGACAGACACUCUUAUGCAUGUGAAUACUCAGAAGCACUUGUUCAGGAACGAUUGAAAAAAGAAAAGGAACAGCAGGAAUUAGAAGCAAAGCGAUUACGAGAAGAGGAGGAAGAAAGAACAAAGAAAUUGGAAGAAGCAAUGAAACCCAAAGAAAAAGAAAGCCUUGAAGAUGAUUUGGAUGCCUUUUAUGCAGACAUGGGAGACUUCUUGUCAGAUGAAAAAGAUGGUAGCACGGAUAUAUUUUCUGUUCCAAAAGCAAAAUAGUAAAGAAAAAAAAAGACUCGUUUUUAUUAUCAUUAUUAUCUUUCACACUUACACACACUACAUAAUACAGUGCAAUGCAAUACAGUGCAUUAUGGUUCAAGAUAGUACACUAAACUACACUAAAUUACACUACAGUAUAAUACACACACACAAAUUAAAGGCUCUUAUUAAGAAAAUCAACAAUAAUUAAAAGGCCAAAAAUGAUUGUUACUUAUUG